Messenger RNA from Pogona vitticeps (central bearded dragon), 1353 nucleotides. It is a transcript of the gene RNF212, whose product is annotated as ring finger protein 212. Gene Ontology annotation, molecular function: SUMO transferase activity. Gene Ontology annotation, biological process: protein sumoylation; homologous chromosome pairing at meiosis; reciprocal meiotic recombination. Gene Ontology annotation, cellular component: synaptonemal complex. The record is from RefSeq and is a predicted model, not a curated record. NCBI's taxonomy places the organism in Eukaryota, Metazoa, Chordata, Lepidosauria, Squamata, Agamidae.
CCGUUCCUUUUUUUUACCGACGGCUUUCAUUCCCCCCCAGCCCGGGUGGUUUUAAAAAAAUGCCUGAUGAACCCGGAAACGACCCAACAGGCUAGCGAGAGUGCCCCUCUAAAAGGAACAUCUCUGACUAACUCCUCGAUGCCUGCGGAGACGGUGGGAGGAGCUAAAUCCUCCCGGUUCUCUUUCAGUCUUUCGAAAGCCGGUGUCGGGCGAGGGCUCGUCCUUCGUGGGAGGGGAAAAAAAGAGGGCGGCGGGUGUUCGUCUUCCUGCCCCCCCACCCCACCUCUCUCAGGCGCUCCUCCCUCCAAGAGGAGGCCGGGCUUUGAGGGCGGCUUCUUAGCGCCGGGACAAACCUUGUUCUUCAAAUGGAGGGGGAGCGGCUGUGGGCCGGCGUUCCCUUUGGCCUGAAAGGCCGAUCCCCGUCGAGUGGCCGCCGUUAAAGGCGACGAGUCGGCCCCAGUCCCGGCCCUUUCCUUUCCCUUCAUGGCUGCCUUUGUUUUCUGCAAUGCUUGUUUCCAGAAGCCCCAGGGAGCCGCUCCAAAAUUUACUCUCACCAAUUGUGGCCAUGUUGUCUGUGAGCGGUGCCUGCAGAAAGGUAAAAAAGAUGAGUGUCUGAUUUGCAGAGCUGCAUGUCGUACAAUAGUACUUUCCAAAAAGAUGAAUCCCGAUAUCCAUUUUCUAUUUAUGGGAGUAGAUGGGUUAUGCAGAAAAUACUCCAAAGAGCUUCAGCAAAUUGCCCAGUUCCAGGAAAAACACAGAAGACAACUAUUAGCACACUACCGAGGAAAGAUUACAAAACUGGAAGAAUAUCUUAAGAAAGCAACACAGCACAUUCAUCAGACACCACAACUGCAACGAGUUUCAUCAGUGGAGGUAGAUUAUGCGCCAUCUUCAGUGCAGAAACCUGAAACAACAGUUGGAGCAACAAGGAUAUCAUUGAUAAGCCCUCCACAGAAUGGACAUAUGGGUAGUGUUGCAAGCAGAAGUUCUCAAUUGUAUGGAAUGACUUCAUGUCAAAAGACUACAUCAGGGUCUGUAAGGUCAUCACCAUUAAGAAUACCAAAGAGUGGGACCUCCUAUAAGUCAUCAUUUGUGUCAUCACAAGGUAGUCAAAGUCACAUGCCAGAUGGUUUUGGAUCAAGAACAAUGCAGCAUUACGAAUGCACACCACAGUCUUCACUUGUGAGACCCUCAAUAGCGCUGGGCAGUCUUUUACAAAGGCAACAUUUAGGACCUUGUAGUCUUCCUGGAUAUUCUUUUAAAAAAAUAAAUACAUGAGCAAGCUGUAUUCAACAAAAGAGAGAAUGCUGUCAUUUUAUAUAUUAAAAUGUGUAUUAAAUUAUAUCAUACUAU